This is a messenger RNA of Alternaria arbusti, 1005 nucleotides long. RefSeq lists its product as uncharacterized. Lineage: Eukaryota; Fungi; Ascomycota; Dothideomycetes; Pleosporales; Pleosporaceae. The record is from RefSeq and is a predicted model, not a curated record. The coding region runs from base 1 to 1005 and encodes 334 amino acids. The transcript has 2 exons.
AUGGCGCCGGAAUCACAAGCGGCGUGCGCCGUCUGUGGCGAGCCGGCAAACAACAAGUGCAGCGCCUGCAAGUCGGAUACCCUAUCGCGCCAAUACUGCUCCAAGAUCUGCCAGAAGAAAGACUGGCCGACUCACAAGAAGGCUUGCAAGGACGCCCAGAAUGCCAACCUCGAGAGGAAGCUUGCACGCGUAGCCGAGAUCGUCCAGCAGGCUUACUACGACUUCCGUGAGAAUACAUGGGAUCUGCACCUGGUCAAAGUCGACGACGGCGACGACGCUCUGGUAGUCUACGACGGCGAAGUACCGGAGCGGUCACACCAGUUCACUACAUUUCCGCAACACCUCUUCUCCAACGAACAGACCAAGCACGCGGUGAUCUAUCUGCAAACCACAGUUCAAGAAGUCAGCCUGCAACUUGGCUCGAUUCCCCGCAAGACGAUUACCUGUUACCCAGAAGGCGAGUUGCCUAAGGUGAAUUGGCCUGGUUAUACCCAUGAAGCCAUUCGCAUCACUUCUACUACGACAAAGAAGCAGUGGAUCAUGGACAUCAGUGGUGCUCAGUAUGGCAUCAACAAGUGUUUGUGGACAUGGCAAGCAUAUGAACACUCACACCAGGCCGAUUUCCAGUCUAUACGUCCUCUCGGCUUCAACAAACACGCUCUCACGACCCUCGGUAAGAUACGAGGCAGCCCGACCAUCACCUAUGGCGUGAUCGGACAAGUUGCAGAUUUUCUCGCUAUGACGGUCAACGAGUGGUCGACUCAGACUGGUAUGACUCUUCCUCAACUGAUCAUGCUCGGCAGAAAGGAGUAUGAAUCGAAUGCAUCCGGUCUUCUGAAGUUCAUGCACAAUACAGUCCGCACAUUCAUUAGUGCUAACAGAUUCGAGAAAGAGUGGGCAGCCAUGGUGUUGUACGAGGACUUGUAUCCCGGCGUCAGCAAGUCACGAUACGAUAGGAUGAUGAGGGAAAUGUUCUCUGCUGGCACCUUUGUGGACAAGGAGUAG